GAAUGAUAUUUGAAUGUGUGAAUAAACUCUGUUUUCAAUUCGUUUUGUUGUGACAGAUGCAAAGAGAUUAAUUGGUCGGAGAAGUGAUACAUCUGUCCUAGGCAACAUGAAGUUAUGGCCUUUCAAGAUCAUACCUGGUCCUGCCGAUAAACCCAUGAUCUUCGUCAACUACAAAGGCAAAGAGAAACAGUUCGACACCGAGGAGAUCUCUUCCAUGGUUCUCAUCAAGAUACGUGAGAUCGCUGAAGCCAUAGCUUCAUGUCACUGUAAAGAGUACUGUUGUCACUAUUCCAGCUUACUUCAACGACUAUCAGUGUCAAGCCAAAAAGGACGCUGGUGUGUCAUCGCUGGUCUUAAUGUUAUGCGUAUCAUCAACGAGCCCACUGCAGCAGCCAUUGCUUAUGGUCUUGACAAGAAGGUGACAGUGUUGGAGAGAAGAACGUCUUGAUCUUUGAUUUUGGUGGUGGUGCUUUUGGUGGCUCUCUUCUCACCAUUGAAGAAGGUAUCUUU
Brassica napus (rape) is the source of this 510-nucleotide messenger RNA. Its product is annotated as heat shock cognate 70 kDa protein 2-like. The transcript has a single exon. NCBI's taxonomy places the organism in Eukaryota, Viridiplantae, Streptophyta, Magnoliopsida, Brassicales, Brassicaceae. Gene Ontology annotation, cellular component: cytoplasm. Gene Ontology annotation, biological process: protein refolding; cellular response to unfolded protein. The record is from RefSeq and is a predicted model, not a curated record. Gene Ontology annotation, molecular function: heat shock protein binding; ATP hydrolysis activity; ATP binding. The coding region runs from base 107 to 448 and encodes 113 amino acids.